Hypomesus transpacificus is the source of this 3091-nucleotide messenger RNA. RefSeq names its product phosphatase and tensin homolog A (gene ptena). Gene Ontology annotation, cellular component: nucleus; cytosol; cell projection. The transcript has 10 exons. Gene Ontology annotation, biological process: protein dephosphorylation; phosphatidylinositol 3-kinase/protein kinase B signal transduction; regulation of phosphatidylinositol 3-kinase/protein kinase B signal transduction. NCBI's taxonomy places the organism in Eukaryota, Metazoa, Chordata, Actinopteri, Osmeriformes, Osmeridae. The record is from RefSeq and is a predicted model, not a curated record. Gene Ontology annotation, molecular function: phosphatidylinositol-3,4,5-trisphosphate 3-phosphatase activity; protein tyrosine phosphatase activity; phosphatidylinositol-3,4-bisphosphate 3-phosphatase activity. Bases 905 to 2251 code for a protein of 448 amino acids.
CUUCCGCUGCCAACAUUGAACUAGCUAAGCAUAAAAAAUGAUAUCUGAAAAGGGACGUAAACAUCAAGCGACGUACAUUUUUGUCUGUCCAUGAAUGUUUAAUAUAUGUUGAAAUGGAGAAACCCGGUUUUGUUUUAUUUAAAGGACUAUAUGUUCACGGCGGUAGGAUAUUUCUCCUAAAAUCCUAGCCUGGUCUACAUUAUUUUUUCCUCUGUUGGAAGCCAUGAUGGGAGCUUGAGAGUUCAGCUGGAGAGAGAAACGAGAAGAUAAAAUGAUUCCCCGGGACCUAACUGUCAAACGAAUCUGUGCAUAUAAUUGAUCUUUGUAUAGCCAUUAUACAGUGAAGGUGGAGCCUGUCAGAUUUUCAAUGUAUUUCUGCAAUCCAUUGACGACUAUGUUGAUUCGCUAGGAGGGUUUUGGAUCAAAAAGCUAGCUAGCUAGUUAGCUAGCACUAGCUAGCUAAUUACGUCUGAGUGGCUACUGCCUGCGAGGGUUGUCUUGCUUAAAUUCUUCUAGCGCUGGAGAGUUUUCUUUCCUUGCUGUCAAUCACGUUGGCUGCUAUUAAGCCAGGGGCCUGGACCGUGUCUGGUAUCUUACCGUUCGGCGGGAGCAGACUGGAUGCUUUUUCUUUGGAGGACCUGCAAGACAAAUUCCAGGAUUGGAAAGUCGGGCCUGCACAGAGGAGCAGAGCAAGGCCCGUCUUUAUGAUCCAGAAGAAGAAGCCAUUCUAAUCCUACUCACAACGACAACCACUGCUAGCUAGGCUAGCUAGCAGCUUGUCUGUCAGUGCGUGGAAGGGGCUGUCAAAAUCAAGAGAGCAAAGGGCGAUUGAGAGACAAAGUCAUUGUCAGCGAAAGCAAGAUUUCUUUUAAUAAUUUUAAAACCAUAGACUCCUGUCACUACAAUGGCUGCGAUUAUAAAAGAAAUGGUCAGUCGGAACAAAAGGAGAUAUCAGGAGGAUGGGUUCGACUUGGACUUAACAUAUAUCUAUCCCAAUAUAAUUGCAAUGGGCUUUCCUGCAGAGAGACUUGAAGGAGUAUACAGAAACAAUAUAGAUGAUGUUGUACGGUUUCUUGACUUAAAACAUAAAAACCAUUACAAAAUCUACAACCUCUGCGCAGAAAGACACUACGAUGCUGCCAAAUUUAACUGCAGAGUUGCACAGUACCCCUUUGAAGACCACAACCCCCCUCAGCUGGAGCUCAUCAAGCCGUUCUGUGAAGACCUCGACCAAUGGCUGAGCGAGGACGACAAUCAUGUGGCCGCCAUCCACUGCAAGGCAGGGAAGGGGCGCACGGGCGUCAUGAUCUGCGCCUACCUGCUGCACCGCCGCAAGUUCCUGAAGGCUCAGGAAGCCCUCGACUUCUACGGGGAAGUCAGGACAAGGGACAAGAAGGGAGUGACCAUCCCUAGCCAGCGUCGCUACGUCUACUACUACAGCUACCUUCUGAAGAACCAGCUGGAGUACAAGCCCGUGGCACUCCUCUUCCACAAAAUGGUGUUCGAGACGCUGCCCAUGUUCAGUGGAGGCACCUGCAGGGACAGUACCGUUAAAAACAGGAGCGAGCCAACCCCUCAGGGCUUCAAGAAAGGGAAUUGGCAUUGGGACCCCCAGUUUGUGGUGUACCAGCUGAAAGUCAAGAUUCACACGUCCAACCCGGCUCACACACGGCGCGAGGACAAGCACAUGCUCUUCGAGUUCCCCCAGCCACUGCCAGUGUGUGGAGACAUCAAAGUCGAGUUCUUUCACAAGCAGAACAAAAUGAUGAAGAAGGACAAGAUGUUUCAUUUCUGGGUGAACACCUACUUCAUCCCCGGACCAUCCCUGGAGGACAUCGGGGAGAAGGUGGAGAACGGGUCUGUGGUGAACGACGUGGACCCCCUGGCCACUCCGCCUCAGCCCCCGCCGCCGCCGCCGCCGCCUUCCUCCCAGGGCCAGUGGCCCCGAGCUCCCCCUGAGCGCAUGGACAGCGACAGGGACUACCUCAUCCUGGCCCUCACAAAGAACGACCUGGACAAGGCCAACAAAGAUAAAGCCAACCGCUACUUUUCCCCCAACUUCAAGGUGAAGCUCUAUUUUACAAAAACCGUGGAAGAGCCUUCGAAUUCCGAGGCAAGCACUUCGACAUCCGUCACUCCCGACGCUAGCGACAAUGAACCGGAUCAUUAUCGAUAUUCCGACACCACUGACUCUGAUCCGGAAAACGAACCUUUUGACGAGGAGCAGCAUACACAGAUCACGAAAGUGUGAAACUCUUUUUAACAGCAAAGGAAAAGAUACACCAGAGAAAAACAAGGAGAAAACUUGAAUAUGAACUCAAAGAAGAACCUUUUGUCCUUUCCCUCCCCCCCAACGGCAAUAGAGUAUCAUCAUGUCGAAUGCCAAUUUUAGGAGAAAAAGAUUAAUAUCCUGACCAAUAUAUAGUUUUUAAUAUUCUUUUCUUUGGCACGGACGUUUACCAUGUGCGAGGUAUUGACACUGUUGCGCCGUGGGAAAAGGUGCUGUAGCUGUACAAUGUGUGCAUGUAUAUACAUAUGUAUGUGUAUAUAUAAAUAUAUAUAUAUAUAUAUAUAUAUAUACACACACAUAUAUAUGUAUAUAUAUAUAUACAUGCGUAAACAAACUUUUUUGUGUCAAAGACAAUGGAAAGAGUAACACAAUCAGGAGAUGAGGAGUUGACACGUGGGAGAAGUUAGCUAGAAUGAUAUAGGACUAUGCUGCUCCUUCUCCUGUUGAAACCAAGGCCAGUGCUGCAGUCACUUUGUUUCUCUCCCCCCCUCCCCCCUCUUCUCCUCUUUCCUCUUCUGUCCCUCCAUCCACCUCUCCUCCUCCCCUCAUCCUCCUUUACUGUGAAUGCUUCUUGUGCUCUUUGCAGGCUGUCCCACGCAACUUUUUGCAGUGAAAACUGCAUGCAGGCAGUGGUCGGGGGAGGGCAGGGGUUAUGAAGAGGCUGUGAUGUCUAAAGCAUUGCCAUUCCUUUUCCCACUGUGUAUAUGUUAAAUUAUGCAGAACAAGGCAUCCCAUGUAAUUGUCAAUGUUUUUUUUUUGUUUUUUUUAUCCUAAGAUAAUAAAAAUAUAAUACACGAAAAA